Elephantulus edwardii (Cape elephant shrew) is the source of this 1911-nucleotide messenger RNA. RefSeq names its product leucine zipper, putative tumor suppressor 1 (gene LZTS1). Gene Ontology annotation, biological process: regulation of synaptic plasticity; regulation of dendrite morphogenesis. The record is from RefSeq and is a predicted model, not a curated record. Gene Ontology annotation, cellular component: dendritic spine. Lineage: Eukaryota; Metazoa; Chordata; Mammalia; Macroscelidea; Macroscelididae.
AUGACUGCAGCCCUCUCACGGAAUCAGGACUGCCCCUUGCUGUCAAGCCCCGCCAGGCUCCCUCCCUGCCCUGCCUCUCCUUGGCACCAAGUCACCAUGGGAAGCGUCAGUAGCCUCAUUUCCGGCCACGGUUUCCACAGCAAGCACUGCCGGGCUUCCCAGUACAAGCUGCGCAAGUCCUCCCAACUCAAGAAGCUCAAUCGGUACUCGGAUGGACUGCUGAGGUUCGGUUUUUCCCAGGAGUCGGGUCAUGGCAAGUCCAGCUCCAAAAUGGGCAAGAGCGAAGAUUUCUUCUACAUCAAGGUCAGCCAGAAGGCCCGGGGCUCCCACCGCCCAGACUACACGGCCCUGUCCAGUGGGGACAUGGGCCAGGCUGGGGUGGACUUCGGCUUGUCCACCCCACCCAAGCACAUGCCCUUCUCCAAUCAGCUAGAAAUGGGCUCAGAGAAAGGGGCGGUGCGGCCCACUGCAUUCAAGCCCAUGCUGCCUCGGUCGGGAGCCCUCCUCCACUCUUCCCCUGAGAGUGGCAGCCACCAGCUGCACCCUGUCCCCCCAGACAAACCCAAGGAGCAGGAGCUGAAGCCCAGCCUGUGCUCCGGCGCGCUGUCUGACUCUGGCCGGAACUCCAUGUCCAGCCUCCCUACACACAGCACUAGCAGCAGCUACCAGCUUGACCCGCUGGUCACCCCUGUGGGGCCCACCAGCCGUUUUGGAGGCUCGGCCCACAACAUCACACAGGGCAUCAUCCUGCAGGACAGCAACAUGAUGAGCCUGAAGGCUCUGUCUUUCUCCGAUGGGGGUAGCAAGCUGGCCCACCAGAAUAAGGUGGACAAAGGCCCCUCGUGUGUCCGCUCCCCCAUCUCCACGGACGAGUGCACCAUCCAGGAGCUCGAGCAGAAGCUGCUGGAGAGGGAGGGCGAGCUCCAGAAGCUCCAGCGCAGCUUUGAGGAGAAGGAGCUGGCCUCCAGCCAGGCCUACGAGGAGCGGCAGCGGCGAUGCAAAGAGGAGCAGGAGGGCCUGGAGCAGAAGUGCGCCAGCAAGCUGAAGCAGGCCUCCCAGAAGAGCCAGCGCACGCAGCAGGUGCUGCACCUCCAGGUGCUGCAGCUCCAGCAGGAGAAGCGGCAGCUCCGGCAGGAGCUCGAGAGCCUCAUGAAGGAGCAGGACCUGCUGGAGACCAAGCUGAGGUCCUAUGAGAAGGAGAAGACCAACUUCGCACCUGCGCUUGAGGAGACACAGUGGGAGGUGUGUCAGAAAUCAGGCGAGAUCUCACUCCUGAAGCAGCAACUGAAGGAGUCCCAGACAGAGGUCAAUGCCAAGACCAAUGAGAUCUUCAAUCUGAAGGCUCAGCUGAAGGACGCUCGGGGCAAACUGGAAGGCAUGGAGUUGAAGACCCAGGACCUGGAGAGCGCCCUGCGCACCAAGGGCCUGGAGCUGGAGGUCUGCGAGAAUGAGCUGCAGCGCAAGAAGAAUGAGUCUGAGCUGCUGCGAGAGAAGGUGAACCUGCUGGAGCAGGAGCUGCUGGAGCUACGGGCCCAGCUUGCCCUGCAGCGGGAGGGCGCCGCCCUGCGGGGCCUGGGUGCCGGGCAGGGCGCUGCCUUCUCCGAGGACAUCCCAGCCCUGCAGCGGGAGUUGGAGCGGCUGCGGGCUGAGCUGAAGGAGGAGCGGCAGGGCCAUGACCAGCUGUCCUCAGGCUUCCAGCACGAGCGGCUGGUGUGGAAGGAGGAGAAGGAGAAGGUGAUCCAGUACCAGAAGCAGCUACAACAGAGCUACCUGGCCAUGUACCAGCGCAACCAACGCCUCGAAAAGGCCCUGCAGCAGCUGGCCCGAGGGGAGGGUGCAGGAGAGCCUUUUGAGAUUGACCUUGAAGGGGCCGACAUCCCCUAUGAGGACAUCAUAGCCACUGAGAUCUGA